CAUCAGAGGACAGAGGUAUCCGAUUAAAAAAAUAAUAGCCUCAAAUGUGUACAGGAGGAGUACACAAUACGUCACAUCCUAGGCUACCGUUCGGCACGGAGAUAACACUCUCCCUAUCAACAACCGUAGAAUUGUGCUCUGCCAUUUGCAUGAGACGGAGGGACCAUAAGGAUGAGGAACUUGCUAGAUGACAUAGCAGUCAUAGGCGCAGGCCUUGGUGGCUGCGCGCUUGCCCUUGCCCUCUCUGCCCAUAACAUUCCCAUUACAAUCUACGAAUUACGAGAUGAAGAUGCUCCCAUCUUGAACUCUGGCGUGAUAUUAACUCCGAACGGGUUACGAGUCCUCGACUUCCUUGGUGUCUUCGACAGGGUCAAGGACCGCUGCUACAAGGCUACGUAUCGCAAUUUCAAAAACGCCAAAGAUGAGACGGUUCGUAGUGUCUACAUUGCAAAUGAGCAAUCGUAUGGUUAUUGCAACCACCGCAUCUGGCGACGUAUACUGCUGAAGGAGAUGAGAGGUAUGCUCGUUGAGCGGCAAGUCACUAUCUUGUACAAUACGAAAUUCGAAGGUAUUGUCUAUGAGAGCAAGAACGAGGGCGUUGACUUCACGGUGAACGGGCAAAUUCGCCACGCUAGCCUGCUGAUUGGCUCAGAUGGGAUAUACAGCAGAGUCCGUAGUCAUCUUUCUCCAGAUAUCAUUCCAGAGUACACCGGCAUCAUCGGUCUUCUGAGCCAUAUCCCGCGAGCUUCUGUCGCAUGGCCAUACGAGGACUACGUGCUCAACUUCACUCUCCAGGACAAACCCGGUGCCUUGGUCAUCAUGCCGGAGGAUCCUGAAGCAGUGGACAUCAUGGUGGCGAUGCAAGUGCAUCAUCCGGAGCAAUCGCGCAAGGAUCUCGACGACCUCCAGGCGGAUAAAGAACGACUCGUCAGUUUCUACACCAAGGCGUACGACCAGUGGGGUCCAACGGCACGCAAGAUCAUUGAUCAAGUAGUAGCACAUAAAGAAAACUGCUUCAUCUGGCCGUAUAUGCGCAUGCCGAAGAUACCACGGUGGUAUAGCGAGAACAGUGGCAGAGUGAUCCUGCUCGGAGACGGAGCCCAUGGACAAAUAGCCUUGCCGCCAAGCAGCGGACAGGGCGUCAAUCAAGCGUUGGAAGACGUUUACUCAUUAGUUACGCUUCUCACAUCACUAUGUGGAAGUGGUGCGAACAAUUCAAUAUCGGACGGAAAUGGUCUCGCCACCGCAGCUACUACAGAAACCCUACUCGAGGGCCUGGCGUUUUGGCAAGACCUUCGCCAGAAACGGAUCGAUGCUGUCUUCGACUGGACGAUGAACGCAUCAAACUUGCAGAGAUUGCCCGAAGCUGAGCGUCAAAGAUUGCUCGACGCGGGCAAGCACAAAGGUCCGGGCGACGACAUGAGCUGGCUGUACGGUUAUGAGGUCGACGAAGAGAUACGUGCAUGGGUUCAGCAAGUGAGAAUCUGACGGUCUUUCGAUUGGCUUCGUUACCGCCUGUGUCUGCAAGCCACCGCACGGCAGACCACACCGAACAGCUGCAAGCAGCUUCCGCCCAUUUCUAGUAUGGUAGCGGAGUCGACGCCGUAUGUUGUAUGAUAGAUUUAUCUUACUGUACAUAUGUUCGUUGACGUGCAUGUUGCGGACCUGUACCGAGCCGGAUCAGUGUGGCCACUUCACCUUCUAGGCUAGCAUGUAGAUGUGUGCUGCAGUACGUGACA
Baudoinia panamericana UAMH 10762 is the source of this 1739-nucleotide messenger RNA. RefSeq lists its product as uncharacterized. The coding region runs from base 172 to 1488 and encodes 438 amino acids. NCBI's taxonomy places the organism in Eukaryota, Fungi, Ascomycota, Dothideomycetes, Mycosphaerellales, Teratosphaeriaceae. Gene Ontology annotation, molecular function: monooxygenase activity; FAD binding. The record is from RefSeq and is a predicted model, not a curated record. The transcript has 3 exons.